Molecule: messenger RNA, 987 nt
Organism: Ilex paraguariensis (yerba mate)
Lineage: Eukaryota; Viridiplantae; Streptophyta; Magnoliopsida; Aquifoliales; Aquifoliaceae
Source: the annotation of a GenBank genome assembly
AUGGAUUCGGAGGACGAUAUGCACGAUGCGAACGAUGUUGAGUCACUGGACGACGAUUUCUACAGCGGAGACUAUGAAAUGGAAAAUUAUGGUGACAACGAUGAGAUGCCCGAUUUCGACUUCAUGGACAACGACACCGAUGACUCCGAUGAAGUCUCUGCCAGUCGGCAGCAGAACAAAGAGUGGCAACAAAGUUGCAAUUCAUGCAAAUCAUCUGGGUCUCCACUGGUGCCCACCAGUUUUUUUCUUGAUCAUCAACAUCCAUGGAGUGAAGGGGAGGAAGAAAAGGAGGGAAUCUCCACCGGUACCAACUGUGACAACCACCCACUUUGCAAUUUCAUCCUACUUGGGUUUAAAUCAAAGAAUAUGGGUUAUAAGUGUAAUUGUAGUGCAUUGGCGAUGAGUGUAACGGGGUUUAGGUUCUGUGCGAAACAGAAAACUUAUACCGUCUGGAAGGAAGAAGAUAUACGCCAGCGUCAAGAGGAUGAUAUUGCAAGAAUUUCUGCCGUUCUUUCAAUACCAAAAGUAGCUGCAUGCAUAUUGUUGCGCCGUUAUAACUGGGAUCUGAAUAACGUGUAUGAGGCAUGGUUUGCUGAUGAAGAUGGGGUUCGCAAAGCUGUGGGCUUAUUGGAGAAGCCAGUUGUUCAAUUUCGGAAUGAAGAACUGACCUGUGGGAUCUGUUUUGAAAGAUAUCCUCUUGAUGGGAUGCGUGCUGUUGCUUGUGGGCAUCCUUUUUGCGUUACAUGCUGGACAGGUCUUAUUGAAUGGGAUCGUAGGAUGAAAAGUAGGAGUAAAAAAAUCAAGCUACAAUUAAGGUUAGUUGGAUGGAUUUUGACUUCGUUCAAAUCUCUUUGGAAUAAGGUCAAUCAUAUGGAUUUUGGCUUCCUUUCAAUCUCUUUGGAAGUUGAUGAUCAAUGGAAAGUUUAUAUGAUCAGCAUGAGGGGAAUUUCGUGGCUGAUGCGUCGCGUAGUCGUCUCUCGUCGAUGA